CAUCAACCACUCUGAAGUCAUAAUUGCAAAUCAUUUGGGAUUGGCAGAUUUCUUGUACGCUUUGAGAAAGUCAAAAUAUUUUCGAAAUGCCAGUCACAAAAGCCUUCAACCUGCCCAGCAGUCCAGAACUCCUGCCACUCCCCGCAGACUCAGAAAAUGCUACCACGUUCUUCAUCUCCUUCCACGCCUCGGUCGACCCAAAUACAGGCAAGCCAUGGUGUCCCGACGUCGUUGCUGCAAUCCCGCAUUUGGAGGAAGUUUUCUCGGCCCCCGGGUCCCCAGACGUUGCAUUCGUCGAGGUGGGACAGAAACCUGAGUGGAGAGAUCUCUCAAAUGUCUAUCGGACGAAGUGGAAUGUGAACAAUGUACCCACUCUGGUCCGGUUUGAGAAUGUCAAUGGGACGGUAAAUGAAACAGGAAGGCUCGUGGAAGGUGAUAUUCUUGACCGCAAGAAACUGGGAGAAUUUGUCCUCAAGGAGCCUGGGAACGCCGGGGCAUGA
Messenger RNA from Aspergillus nidulans FGSC A4, 500 nucleotides. RefSeq lists its product as uncharacterized. Gene Ontology annotation, molecular function: protein-disulfide reductase [NAD(P)H] activity. NCBI's taxonomy places the organism in Eukaryota, Fungi, Ascomycota, Eurotiomycetes, Eurotiales, Aspergillaceae. The record is from RefSeq and is a predicted model, not a curated record. The coding region runs from base 87 to 500 and encodes 137 amino acids. The transcript has 2 exons.